Callithrix jacchus (white-tufted-ear marmoset) is the source of this 10132-nucleotide messenger RNA. RefSeq names its product FRAS1 related extracellular matrix 1 (gene FREM1). NCBI's taxonomy places the organism in Eukaryota, Metazoa, Chordata, Mammalia, Primates, Cebidae. Gene Ontology annotation, biological process: anatomical structure morphogenesis; cell communication. The record is from RefSeq and is a predicted model, not a curated record. Gene Ontology annotation, cellular component: membrane.
UGUGUGGAGCACUCGUGAGAAUGCAUGUACAUGUGUGGGGCGUGUCAGUGUGUGUGCAUGCAUGUGAAUGCAUUCGCCAGUGUAUGUGUUUGUGUGUGGUGACUGUGAAUCUUGUGUGUGUGUGUACCUCUGAAUGUGUGCAUGCUUGUGUGUGCGCCUGUGUGUGUGUGCAUGUCUGUGAGUGUGUGCAUGCCCAUGUGUGAAUGUGUGUGUGGCUGUGUCUGAGUGUGUGUGUGCCUGUGUGCUGCAGGCGAGAGAGACUGCUCCGGCUUGGCGAGUGGCAGAGCAGUUAGUACACAACUAGUAGUGAGAAAGGAAGCUGGGAAGAGACUGGGAAGAGGCAACCGACCUCAUUAACAAAAGCUCAGUUUUGUCCCUGCGGACCCAACCGGCAGAAGAGACGGGGCGAGCCGGUGGCUGUCCGCCAGGGAGGUCGGGCUCCCUGCAAACAGUUGAAGGCAUCUUUAUCUUGCCCUUCUCAGGGGGAGUCCUGAGGCUUGACGCUCAGGAAGUUUUCAAAGCGGCAGCAGCUGCGUUGGAGAAGACCAGCAAGGAGAGCGGAGUGUUUAUGUGAACUUCAAUUCUAUAUUUUCUGUGGGGAUUAGAAAAGCACUUGGGAGGCACGUUAAUCUUGCCGGCCUUGUCAGGAGCGAUCAGCGAGUUUUAUUAAAAGCCCCGGGAUUGCCUGAAAGGCCUCCUUGUCUGACUUUGAAAUGAAAGGGGCAUGUUAAGAUUUCAGGGCACAUUGUCAAGACCCCUCGCCCUGCCCCUUGGACUAUGAGCUGACCCUCCAGGUGGAACCACAGAAGCCCUCCUUUGUUGAAGGGAUUUCGCUGGUGGACGGAAGGGAGUUGGGCCCUGUCAGCAUGAACUCUCCGAGUUGGGGGUUGGUGAAUGCCCUGCUGCUGCUGCUGCUGCUCCUCCUGGCCUGGGCCAGCCCCACCUUCAUCAGUGUCAACCGUGGGGUGAGGGUGAUGAAGGGCCACUCCACCUUCCUGUCAGAAGAUGACCUGAAGUUUGCCAUCCCCAAAGAGAAAGAUGCCUGCAAAGUGGAAGUUGUGACGAAUGAGCCAAUAACCCAGAGGGUUGGGAAACUCACUCCACAGGUCUUUGACUGCCAUUUCCUUCCCAAUGAAGUCAAGUAUGUUCACAAUGGUUGUCCAAUUCUUGAUGAAGACACAGUGAAGCUCAGACUUUACAGAUUUACUGAAACAGAUACCUUCAUAGAAACCUUUAUCCUGCGGGUCUAUCUCCUGGAACCAGACUGUAACAUCAUCCGUAUGAGUAGCAAUGUGCUGGAGGUGCCUGAAUUCAAUGGACUGUCCCAAGCAAUUGAUCAAAAUCUGCUUAGAUUCGAUUAUGAUAGGAUGGCUAGACUGGAAUGCACGGUCAGCCUGGACACUGCGAGAACUCGACUGCCAGCCCAUGGUCAGACAGUUCUGGGGGAGCCUCGGCCAGAAGAACCUCGUGGAGAUCAGCCACACAGUUUUCUCCCAGAGUCCCAACUGGGAGCAAAACUGAAGUGUCCAGGUGGAAGCUGUACCCCAGGAUUAAAGAAAAUAGAAAGCCUCAAAGUGAGCUGUGAGGAGUUCCUGCUGAUGGGGCUUCGUUAUCAGCAUCUGGAUCCCCCUUCACCCAACAUUGAUUAUAUCUCCAUCCAACUGGACCUCACAGAUAGCAGGAGUAAAGUUGUGUACAAGUCAGAGAGUGCAUGGCUGCCUGUCUAUAUCAGAGCUGGAAUUCCGAAUCAGAUUCCAAAGGCUGCGUUCAUGGCCAUGUUUAUUCUGGAAGUGGAUCAGUUCAUCCUGACCUCCUUGACUACAUCAGUUCUGGACUGUGAAGAAGAUGAGACCCCUAAACCUUUGCUGGUGUUCAACAUUACUAAAGCCCCACUUUGGGGCUAUGUGACUCACCUGUUGGAUCACACCAGACCAAUCUCCUCAUUCACCUGGAAGGAUCUCAGUGACAUACAGAUCGCCUAUCAGCCACCAAACAGUAGUCAUUCUGAGAGAAGACAUGAUGAGGUAGAAUUGGAGGUAUAUGACUUCUUCUUUGAAAGGAGUGCACCUAUGACAGUCCACAUUUCCAUCAGAACAGCAGAUACAAAUGCCCCCCGUGUAUCCUGGAAUACAGGUCUGAAUCUCCUGGAGGGGCAGUCUCGAGCCAUCACUUGGGAACAGUUUCAGGUUGUUGACAAUAAUGACCUUGGUGCUGUCCGGCUAGUCACCGUUGGUGGCCUGCAGCAUGGAUGGCUAACAUUAAGAGGGGGGAAAGGAUUUCUCUUCACUGUGGCUGACCUCCAGGCUGGAGUUGUUCGCUAUCAUCAUGAUGACAGUGACUCCACCAAAGACUUCGUGGUCUUCCGGAUAUUUGAUGGCCAUCACAGCAUCCAUCACAAAUUCCCCAUCAACAUCCUGCCUAAAGAUGAUAGUCCCCCAUUCCUCAUAACCAAUGUUGUGAUUGAACUGGAGGAGGGGCAGACCAUCCUGAUCCAGGGAUCCAUGCUGCGAGCUUCGGAUGUGGAUGCCAGUGAUGACUACAUCUUCUUCAAUAUCACGAAACCUCCGCAGGCUGGGGAGAUCAUGAAGAAGCCAGGGCCAGGACUGAUAGGCUAUCCUGUGCCUGGCUUCCUUCAGAGGGAUUUGUUUAAUGGAAUCAUUUAUUAUCGUCACUUUGGUAGAGAAAUCUUUGAAGAUUCUUUUGAAUUUGUCCUGUGGGACAGCCAUGAACCUCCAAAUCUUUCAGUGCCACAGGUGGCAACAAUCCAUAUCACUCCAGUGGAUGACCAGCUUCCAAAGGAGGCUCCUGGAGUUUCUCGGCAUUUGGUUGUCAAGGAAACUGAGGUGGCCUAUAUAACUAAGAAACAUCUACAUUUUAUAGAUACAGAAUCAUAUGACAGGGAGCUGGUCUACACAAUAACUACUCCUCCAUUUUUCUCCUUCAGCCACAGACACUUGGAUGCUGGGAAAUUAUUCAUGGUGGACAGCAUACCAAAGGUAGUCAAAAAUCCUGCGGCCCUGGAGCUGAGGUCAUUCACUCAGCAUGCUGUAAACUAUAUGAAAGUGGCCUACAUGCCCCCUAUGCAAGACAUUGGCCCCCACCGCAGAGAUAUCCAGUUCACAUUUUCCAUCAGUAACCAACAUGGCGGCACUUUGCAUGGGAUCUGCUUUAACAUUACAGUCCUCCCAGUGGACAAUCAAGUUCCUGAGGUAUUCACCAACCCUCUGAAAGUGACUGAGGGAGGUCAGUGUGUCAUCAGCACAGAGCACAUUCUGGUUUCUGAUGCAGAUACCAAGCUGAACAAUAUUGACCUCUCCCUUCGGGGACUACCUCUGCACGGAAGGGUGGAGCUGAAUGGAUUUCCUCUAAAUGCAGGAGGCACAUUUUCUUGGGACGAUCUCCAUACCUUAAAAGUUAGGUAUCAACAUGAUGGAUCUGAGGUUCUUCAGGAUGACAUACUCUUGGAGGUCACCGAUGGCACAAAUUCAGCAGUAUUUGUUCUACAUGUUGAGGUAGUCCCUGUCAAUGAUGAACGACCAGUCCUAAAGGCGGACCUCAUGCCUGUCAUGAAUUGCUCAGAGGGAGGAGAGGUAGUCAUCACCUCCGAAUACAUUUUUGCUACUGAUGUGGACAGCGAUGACUUAAAGUUGAUGUUUGUGAUUGCUCGAGAACCUCAGCAUGGGGUGGUGAGGAGAGCUGGAGUCACAGUGCAUCAGUUCUCCCAGAGAGAUGUUAUCUCAGAGGCUGUGACAUACAAACACACAGGUGGUGAGAUUGGCGUGAUGCCUUGUUUUGACACCAUUACAUUGUUGGUUUCGGAUGGAGAGGCUGGCUCUUUUGUGAAUGGCUGCUGCUACAAUGGACCUAAUCCAUCUGUUCCUCUUCAUGAGUCCUUUCCAGUGUAUCAUCUCAACAUCACAGUAUAUCCAGUAGACAACCAGCCACCUUCCAUUGCAAUAGGUUCCAUGUUUGUUGUAGAUGAGGGCUGCUCAGCAGCUCUUACCGUUAACCAUUUGUCUGCCAGUGACCCUGACACUGCAGCAGAUGACUUGGAAUUUGUUUUGGUGUCUCCUCCUCAGUUUGGCUACCUCGAAAAUAUACUCCCUUCUGUGGGUUUUGAAAAAAGCAAUAUGGGCAUAAGUAUAGAUUCAUUUCAGUGGAAAGACAUGAACGCUUUUCACAUUAACUAUGUGCAGUCCAGGCAUCUGAGGACAGAACCAACUGCCGACCUGUUCACAGUAUACGUCACAGAUGGGAAGCAACAGUCUGUGGAGAUACCAUUUUCUAUUAUCAUCAACCCCACAAAUGAUGAAGCGCCUGACUUUGUAGUGCAGAAUAUUACUGUGUGUGAGGGCCAGAUGAAAGAGCUGGAUUCUUCCAUCAUCAGAGCCGUGGACCUGGACGUUCCCCAGGAUCCCUUGCUGUUCAGCAUCACUCAGAAGCCACGCCAUGGCAUCCUCAUCAGUGGAGGGUUUAGCAAAGACUUCUCUGAGAAUAAGCAGCCAGCCAACCCUGACCAGAAACGUACACCUGUUCACAACUUUUCCAUGGAACUCCUCAAGACUGGAAUGAGGUUGACAUAUGUGCACGAUGACUCAGAGAGCCUUGCUGAUGAUUUUACAAUCCAGUUGUCAGAUGGGAAACAUAAGACACUUAAAACCAUUUCAGUACAGAUCACCCCAGUUAAUGAUGAAAAACCAAUGCUGAGCAAGAAGGCUGAAAUUGCAAUGAAUAUGGGGGAAACUCGUAUUAUUUCUAGUGCUAUUCUUUCCGCCAUAGAUGAAGACUCACCCAGGGAGAAGAUUUACUAUGUAUUUGAAAGGCUUCCCCAAAAUGGGCAACUUCAGCUUAAGAUAGGGAGGGACUGGGUUCCUCUCUCCCCUGGCAUGAGAUGCACUCAGAAGGAAGUGGAUCUGAACUUGCUGAGAUACGCACAUACUGGGGCAAUGGAUUCCCAGAAUCGGGAUAGCUUCACCUUCUAUCUUUGGGAUGGCGACAACAGGUCCCCUGCUCUUGACUGUCAAAUCACCAUCAAGGACAUAGAAAAAGGUGAUAUUGUCAUCUUUACAAAACCACUUGUGGUGUCUAAGGGUGACAGAGGUUUCUUAACGACCACCAGUCUCCUGGCUGUAGAUGGGACAGACAAGCCUGAGGAACUGCAAUAUGUCAUCACCUCCCCUCCACGAUAUGGCCAGGUCGAAUAUGUCCGCUAUCCUGGAGUUCCCAUUACAAGUUUCAGCCAAAUGGAUAUAGCCGGGCAGACAGUUUGCUACGUACACAAGAGCAAGGUGACUGUCUCCAGUGACAGAUUCAGAUUCAUCAUCAGCAAUGGACUGCGGACCAAGCAUGGGGUGUUUGAGAUCACACUGGAGACUGUGGACAGAGCCCUGCCCGUGGUAACCAGGAACAAGGGGUUGAGACUGGCCCAAGGGGCCGUGGGCCUGCUUUCCCCUGACCUCCUUCAGCUGACUGACCCUGACACGUCUGCAGAGAACCUCACCUUCCUCUUGGUUCAGCUUCCCCAGCAUGGCCGGCUCUACCUGUGGGGGACAGGGCUGCUUCAACACAAUUUCACCCAGCAGGAUGUGGACAGCAGAAACGUGGCCUAUCGGCACUCAGGAGGGGACUCACAGACUGACUGCUUUACUUUCAUGGCCACAGACAGGACAAACCAAGGUUUUGUUGUGAAUGGGAGAGUGUGGGAAGAACCUGUUUUAUUCGCCAUUCAGGUGGACCAGUUGGACAAAACAGCUCCCCGUAUCACACUCUUGCAUUCCCCUUCUCAAGUGGGGCUCCUGAAAAAUGGCUGCUAUGGGAUUUACAUCACUUCCCACGUGCUGAAGGCAUCAGACCCUGACACUGAGGACGAUCAGAUCAUCUUUAAAAUUUUACAAGGUCCAAAACAUGGACAUCUGGAGAACACAACAACAGGUGAAUUUAUCCAUGAGAAAUUUAGCCAAAAGGACUUAAACAGUAAGACCAUUCUUUACAUCAUAAACCCAUCUUUGGAAGUAAAUUCAGAUACCAUGGAAUUUCAAAUCAUGGAUCCCACAGGGAACUCGGCCACUCCUCAAAUUUUGGAAUUGAAGUGGUCUCAUAUUGAGUGGUCACAGACCAAAUAUGAAGUCUGUGAGAAUGUGGGUGUGUUGCCCUUGGAAAUUAUCAGAAGGGGAUAUUCCAUGGACUCGGCCUUUGUGGGUAUAAAGGUCAACCAAGUGUCAGCUGCAGUUGGAAAAGAUUUCACCGUGACUCCAUCUAAACUGAUUCAGUUUGACCCAGGAAUGUCAACUAAGACGUGGAAUAUAGCAAUUACCUAUGACGGAUUAGAGGAAGAUGAUGAGGUCUUUGAAGUAAUUCUGAACUCCCCUGUGAAUGCAGUUCUUGGCACAAAGACAAAAGCUGCAGUGAAAAUUUUGGACUCAAAAGGAGGACAGUGCCAUCCUUCAUAUUCCUCCAACCAAAGCAAGCACAGAACAUGGGAAAAGGGCAUUUGGCGUCUGCUGCCCCCAGGGUCUUCCUCAUCCACCACUUCUGGUUCCUUUCAUCUGGAAAGAAGACCUCUUCCAUCUUCCACGCAGCUAGCAGUCACCAGGGGAGACGCCCUGUGGGGCUUCGAUUCUACACAUUUUUCUCAAAGGAAGCUUAGGACCCGUGGGAAUGGCAAAACAGUUCAUCCAUCCUCUGUUUAUAGAAAUGGAACAGACAUCAUCUAUAAUUAUCAUGGGAUCGUUUCCUUGAAACUGGAGGAUGACAGUUUUCCAAGUCUCAAAAGGAAGGCCAAAGUCUCCAUCAUUAGUCAGCCCCAAAAGACAAUUAAGGGGGCAGAACUGCCUCAAGCAGAUAAGGUGGAAUCCACAACUGGCUCACACUUCCUUAGACAGGACCAUUUGCCCUCAUUCCCAAAGAAUUGCACUCUGGAAUUAAAAGGACUCUUCCAUUUUGAAGAAGGCAUCCGGAAGCUGUAUCAGUGCAAUGGGAUUGCCUGGAAAGCCUGGAGUCCCCAAACCAAGGAUGUGGAGGACAAAUCCUGCCCAGCUGGGUGGCACCAUCACUCAGGCUACUGUCACAUCUUGAUCACAGAGCAGAAAGGCACCUGGAAUGCAGCUGCCCGAGCUUGCAGGGAACAAUACCUGGGCAACCUUGUAACUGUAUUCUCCAGGCAGCACAUGCGAUGGCUCUGGGACAUUGGUGGGAGAAAGUCCUUCUGGAUAGGUUUGAAUGAUCAAGUGCAUGCUGGCCACUGGGCGUGGAUCGGUGGUGAACCUGUUGUCUUCAUCAAUGGGAGAAGAGGGCCCUCUCAACACUCCAAGCCUGGAAAGAGCUGUGUUUUGGUUCAAAGACGAGGGAAAUGGCAAACAAAAGACUGUAGGAGAGCCAAACCUCACAAUUAUGUGUGUUCCAGAAAACUCUAAAUAUAACAGGCCCUAUAGGUUCCCCCCUGGAAUUUGUCACCUAUUUAUUUACAGGAUCUGUGACUAUUUGCUCCAUAGAAAACAAACUAUUAAAUGAUUGACUGGGGAUACUUUUUUGAUUCUGUCUAGUAAAAGGGGAACAUUUUUAAUAGUGCCAGAAAGAUUGAUAAAUGAAUAUUUUUUACAAGAUAAGGUAUAAUUUUUGUCUCUCAAUACCUUUUGCAAUAAAUGCCAGCAGUAUUAUAAAGCAUAAGAUUGGUUUAUUCCAGAAGACCCCCACCCUUACCCUACUCCAAAUCUCAGGCAGUACCAGUCUUAUGGUCCUUGGAUUUUUUUUUAAUUUUUUGGUCCCAUUACCUCUAAUAAAUUUAUUCUGAAAUACAUAUUGCAGGUGCUCCUACCAUUUUAGUUUGAGUGAAGCUAACUCUACUAGUUCAUUUAACCAAAAUUGAACUGCAAAGGUCCCUUUGGAGCCCUUUAAAUGAGAAAUCUAAGAUUAGAGGCUAUGGAUUAAAAGAUUUUUCUAUGGUGAAAAAGCAAGAUUUUAGAUGAAAGAAUCUUGUAGGUGGAGGCUCAUCUACAAAGCUCUAGUUCACGUAAGAAUUCAGGGGGCUGCCUGUACUUCAGAGUUCUACGCAUCACUGUUCAUGAAACAAAUCUCCCUUUUAAAUUUGAAUGUUGGCAUUCUACCAUCCUAGAGCUAAUGGUUGAGUUUCCCCAGCCUUACAGAGUCAUGAGAAAUUUCAAGUAACAUAAUCUCUUCCUCUGUGUUUAUUGUACUGACAAGCAUUUCUCAAGGACAUUUGGGAUAAAGAGUAUAUAUGAAUGACGGUUGACAUAUGGAAGAAAAAUACUGCUCUUUCAGAAGUGUCCUGUUGAACUGCGCUGAUGAACAGAGAAAAGUAAAACUGAAAAUAGAGCCCUUGAAAGCCUACAUUCUCGAAAAGGAUUUUGAGGCAAUUUUGAGUCCUUAUAUCUUUAAUAUUUGCAGAAAUGCCAUGUUAACUAGAUUCCCUAAUGGAAAGGUACCUUAUAAAUUUAUAAUCUCAGCAGAGUGGAACAUUUUUGUAACAAUGAAGUAUGUUACAGCCUUACCAGAUCUCCCUUCUGAAAUCAAGCUUUAAUUAUAGGAAAUUAGAACUGUAUGUCUGAAACAUUUAUUUAAAAUUUUUCUCUUUUCAUAAUCACUGAGAAAUAUGGUUGUGCCAAAUGUCACUUGCUCUAUGAGCACCGAUGUAACUUCAAAUGCGGUUAUCACAUAGACGGGAGCUCUGGUGCUGGUUUUAUUAUAAAAAUACCUUGAGUGUUGCAGACACUAAAAUUGCUUGAAGAAAGUCAGUUCAAGUUCUGGAUACAAAAACAUGACAGCUUAUUUAAUUUCAAUUCAUUUAUCAAGGUUAUAAUUAAUAGAAAAAUUUACAAAGAGAUUGGAAUAUGCUUCAGACAUUCUGCCUAUUACUUAAAGCUAAACAUAAUUGUAGUGUCAGAGGGUCCUUACCUUAGAUGACACAGGUGGGCUCCAGACUGGCAUAAUGUACAGGUUCUCUGUGAAAUACAAGCCGUUUCUUGAAGUUUAAUCAAAACAUACUACACCUAUCCUCUUACUAGCUCCAGUCAAAUUCCUUCUGGUCCACCGGCUUCUUCUGUAUGGAAAUGUGAGGGUUGCGCUAAAGAAAAAAGAGUUAUUUUUCUAAAGGGUUAAGUCUGAGGAAGGAAGUAGAAGUUUGGGAAAUGAGGGAUUCAAGGGCCACUCCCUCCACUGGAACUCUAAAACUAUAUCAACCAUCUAUAACUGGAAAUCUAGAAGUAUGUCAACUAUGUAAACUCUGGUCAGCAUGGCAGAUUUAUUAUACUUUUCUGCAAUAUAAAUGAUAAAUGACACUGAACUAAUUGCAAAUGUUAGCAUAAAGAGUGAGUGUUUUGAUUUUUAAAACAAUCAGAAAUACUACAAGAAUAUUUAAAAAUAUUCCUGAUUGUGAAAGCAUUAAUCAAGUUGGAAAAUUCAAGUCAUUUUAGGAAGGUAAAAAUAGAAAUUUGGAAAAGUCUGGGUGGUGGGCAGUAUUCAUCAAACCUUCCUUUUAUUCUUACAAUUGAACUUUGACUCGGGGAGAAAAAAGUAAAUGAUUGUCAAGGUUCCCUCUGCUUUGGUUGAUAGUUUCUGAUGGGAGUGGGAAGGAAGGAAAUGGAGUAAUGGAUAGAAUGGGAAUGAGAGAUUACGAGAGAGAAAAGGAGAGAAAGGUGAGAAGGGUUCAAUGGAAAGGAUAGGAACCAAUGGUAGCUACGAAGGAAAGCAGUAAGAAGGACCCAGCUGAAGGUACCCAGCUCUUCUCUCCAAACUUCAGUACCAACUCAGGAAAAGGCCCUCUGUAUCAAGGAGCAUCAAUCCAGCUCAGUAGUGCCUAGCUUUUCAAAAUCUUUUGAUUGUUUGGUCUUUAACAAACACACAGCAUCUAUUUGCUAAAAAUAAACUUAAAGAACAUAUGAUAAUCAUUUCAUCUCCUUCCAAGAAGUGGUGAAAAUGAACCAGGUGACAUUAAUUUGAUUUUUGUUUUUGUUUAUUUUUAAUACAGCCAGAAAGAUAUGCACAUAUUUUAAUUUACACUAUGUUUCUGUAUAAUUUAAACCAUAAACUGGUGCUGAUUAAUUUCUGCAACAAAGCAGCAUGUUAAAUGUACUGUAUCUAGUGUUGUAUCAAAAUUAAUAAAAGAAAUUUGUUUUAA